This is a messenger RNA of Biomphalaria glabrata, 2772 nucleotides long. Its product is annotated as polypeptide N-acetylgalactosaminyltransferase 10-like. The transcript has 2 exons. The record is from RefSeq and is a predicted model, not a curated record. Lineage: Eukaryota; Metazoa; Mollusca; Gastropoda; Planorbidae. Bases 46 to 1992 code for a protein of 648 amino acids. Gene Ontology annotation, cellular component: Golgi apparatus.
UCUUCAACCUACAAAAUAUCUUGGCAGGCAAGUAAAGAAAACAAAAUGGGACGAUUCGUGAAGAGACAUCGUUGGUUCUUUUUAGUCGUGGUAUCUCUCUAUUUUGUAGCUAUUUUUGUUUUUCUCAAUAACACAAUCGAGUCUGACAACUUUAUGAAGGCAAUCCAAGAAUUACACAAUGAAGUGCGCAGUUUCGGACAAUCGCUGCAAAACUCAUUUGACAAGUUCAAACCUGCGCCAUCAAAGCCCGAUCAGGAAAAAGCUAAUCCAAACUUGGUACCACCUGACGCACCACGUGACAUCAAUAAAUCAACCAACAAAACCUUUGUGGGCAACAAGCUACGCAAAGACUCACACACUUUUCAAAGAGCCGUUACGACUAACGCCAUGGAACUAAUGGACUGGAACGACUACGAACUAAUGGCCAGGGAUGCUGAAAGACAAGGUCCUGGGGAACAUGGUCGAGGCUUCACUCAAAAUUUGACAGCUGAAGAACUAAAAAUUGUGGCAAGUCUAAAAGAAAGAUACAAAUACAACGCCUACGCUAGCGAUCAUAUUUCUUUGGAAAGAAGUUUGAACGAUAGCAGGACAGAGGUGUGCAAGAAGAAACUGUUCCUUAAAAACUUGCCAGAAAAUUCUGUCAGUUUUGUGACGAUAUUCCACAACGAAAGGAACUCUACUUUACUUAGAACUAUCCAUGGUAUAGUCAACAGAUCGCCAAAAAAACUUUUGCGUGAAAUUGUUGUGGUGGAUGAUUUUAGCACCAACGAAGAACUGAAAGCACCUCUUGAAGAAUAUAUUGCCCAACAUUUCACAAACGUCAGAAUUGUACGAAAUAAACAACGGGAAGGAUUAAUACGAAGUCGAAUUAUAGGUGCCAAUCAAACCACUGGAAGUUUUCUGGUUUUCCUCGAUGCUCAUGUGGAAGUAAAUGUCAACUUUUUACCGCCUCUCAUUGAGCCGAUGGUAUUGGAUUAUAGAACCAUAGUUUGUCCAAUGAUAGACAACACAGUGGAUGAAACUUUAGAAGUUCGUGGGCUUAUCUAUAGAGAACGAGGGGCUUUUGAUUGGGCUUUGGUGUAUCAGAGACUUCCUGUACAUCAAGCAGACGAGUCUGUCCCGCAUAACGUCACGUCCAUGAUCGGGUGCGCCAUGGCCAUCUCACGCAGGUGGUGGGAAGAGAUCGGUAUGUUUGACCCCGGUCUUGAGAUCUGGGGAGGGGAACAGUUCGAAAUCUCUUUCAAGUCCUGGAUGUGUGGCGGGCGGGUUGUGGACGCCCCUUGUUCACGUGUUGCACAUGUUUUUAGAAGCCUGCCGUACGUACAACAGCUACUCAAAACUAAAGUGGAUCAAAGAAAUCUCUUACGCGUUGCUUUAGUUUGGAUGGAUGAAUACAAGGAAUAUUUCUUCCAGAGAAGACCUGCGCUAAAAACUGUAGAUCCUGGAAAUUUGACAAGUCAAUUUGAACUGCGAAAAAGACUCAAUUGCAAAUCAUUUGACUGGUUUAUGAAAGAGGUUGCCCCUGAUAUCCCCAAAUACUUUCCACUUGUAGAGCCACCUCUAAUGGCCUGGGGCAAAAUUAAAAGCGUUCGGAAUAACUCUUUGUGCAUUUCCGGAGAGACUCAGUCAUUAUCAGUGGUGGAGUGCAGUCACAGAAACGCCAGUACCUUCAUGUACAACUGGCGACUCCAAGUGAGGAGAUACGAUAAAUGCUUCUGCAACGCAUGGGGCAACCAAAUCGUCAUGUGGGGCUGUUUUCUAUUUGAAGAGAAACCCACUGAGCUGUUUCUCUGGGAUAGAGCUUCGGGUCUGAUUGUCAACGGACACACAAAAAUGUGCGUUGAUUUUCAAUUCCGUACAUUUCAAUUGCAAACAUCACCCUGCAAUAAAACCUCACCGACUCAAUCUUGGACUUUUGAAUCCUAUAACACAACAUCUGUAGAUUCAACCUGGGAGACACAUAAACAUUUACUCAACAUGACACUGACAUAAGUUAUUUAGGUAUCUAUUUUGUAUAGAAUUUGUAUUGGAACCAAUAAUCAUGAAUACACAAUAUUUUUGUCUAAUGCUGUAAUCAGUUUCACAUCUUGGAUUUGGAUUCGAACGCUUGGAGCUUGAAUCUUUAUAGCUUCGAACAUGCGAAGUUUGAAUCACAAUGACGUCAGCAUUAACUUGACCUUUAGAACUACUGCAAAAAGUCGUGUUUUUUUGUGUGUGUUUUUUUUUUGUCCUAAAAAUACGAUACUUUAUAUAGGGUGGUAGCUGUACAACUUAUGAUUUGCCGAAAAGUUUGAUCAACUACACCAUUAAGUCUAGUUUUUAGUUUACUUCUUUUUCGCUCUAGUAAAGAUUUAUCCCCGGAUGAGCGUAUAAAUGUCUGAUAUCCAUAAUUUUAACACUUAAAGGGUUAGACUGACUAGUGUUCUGUAGCAUAACCGAAAUAUGGACUAUAGACUCAAUACGGCCAAAAGAAACAUAAUCAAAAUGUAAUUUGCCAUUUUAUUAUUAUUUUUUUUAACAGUUAUUAAAAUUAUUAUUUGAUGAAAACAAAAAGUUGUGUCUAAAGUUAGUCGGUAACUCAAGUAGGGUGCAUGUUCAAGGAAACAAAAAGUGUCUAAAGUUAGUCGGUAACUCAAGGAGGGUGCAUGUUCAAAGAAACAAAAAGUUGUGUCUAAAGUUAGUCGGUAACUCAAGUAGGGUGCAUGUUCAAGGAAACAAAAAGUUGUGUCUAAAGUUAGUCGGUAACUCAAGGAGGGUGCAUGUUCAAAGAAA